GCCAGACGUGCCCCUUUAUGCCAAAGGUCACAAUGGCAAAGCCAAAGACGAUAAAGGCAGCUCCAGUGUCUGAUGUCGAGGCUUCGUCCGUGGUGACAGCACUAGUUGUCUCGAAGGAGGAGGCGGAAGCUGCGAGGUUGGCAUUGCAACAACUCCAACUGGCCGAAAUCGACAGACAGCGCAUGUUGUAUCAAGUGCAGGACGAGCGACAGAGGAUGGUAGCUGCCGAAGUAGAAUCGCACUACCUCCUUCUUGGCCAUGCAUUGACAUCUCGAGCCAACUCGAUGGGCGCUGCCGAUGCAUUCCGUCAUCGUGUGGUGUCCGCAUUGUGGCUAGGCGUGGUCUGCGAUUGCCCAUACAACAAGGACUCGCUUCAGUGGGGCUUUCACGGUGCUACCGUGCUAAGCGUCGUGAUGUCUGUCCUUGUGGGUGAGACCAAGUCACCAGACCUGAACGGCAUCCAUGCUGGCUUUGGUGCACUGUUUUCACAGUGGCACCGACAUGUAGCUUGGUGAUGCUUGGGGGUGAGAUGCUGAGCAUCGCAAGACGAAUUAUUCCAAGUUGAUGAAUCAAUGUGGUUUGCAGGGGUGCUGGCUGCGUCAGGUCAGCCACCAGUACUGUCGACGUACGAGGCCGUGGAAAUCGCACACUUGCUAGAAACUCCUGCUACUACCGAAACAUCCGUGCCCCACGACACGCUUCUGUCGCGAGCACUUGCCCUUGUGCUGUUGCAUGCAGUGGCCCCACGUCGCGCCAUGGAUUUGGCGAUGGCAGUGGCCAAGAACUCCCCGCCUGAAACCCGCGACGUAGUUCGAUACCUGAGCAUGCUGGUCUUGGGAAGUGUUCAAAACACAACCAAAGAAGCAUUAUUGCGGCCAUACUUUAUUGCCCAUGGCUUCCCCUCUGACUUUUGGACGACUGACCCCCCUUGCGCCCCCGUUCGACGGGUCAUAUCAAUGCUGCCAACCGUUCAAGUUCCUGCUGCCUAUUUCCCCAACGCCCAUGUAGUCACGUCGUUUCACGUGAUUUUAAGCGUCUUUGGCACGACUUCGUCCAUUUCAGACGGGCUGCGCAAUCUCGACGAGUAUCAGCACCCCCACUCUGCUGUCGCAACAUCACUCGGCAUUCUCUGGGGGGCCACUUACGGCAAUGCCAAAGACACGAGCCACGACCCACACACGUACAUCAACACAGACAAGCCCAUCAUACUUGAGGACCUCUUACACGUGAUCAUUCAACACGGCUACGUCUACGCGUUACGAGUGAAGAACACUACCGCCAGUCGGCAAACAUUGACCCCUGCGCUUGAGAUUGCAUGGUCAUUAUACGCAGCUGCGUCCAAGGCCUUCCACCCCAUCGCCACACGAGCCCACGACACGAUUCGAUCGAUGGACCCGUGCUCCAUCGAGGACGUCGAAGCCAUCCGCCGUCAAAGCCCUGGCAACAUGGAUAUGGAGUUACGUCCGUACAAUGCUCCCCCUGACAUGGCCGCAGAAGUGGCCGAUUUUUGGGUCAUCUACGCUAGUCGUGUGGCUACCCUGGUGCCUCCUCCCCCCCAACCAGUGAUCAUACCGCCCCCCCUUACUCUUGAACAACCCUCAACAAGUGGAAACCUUCUUGCGGAGACCAAGGUAGAUACCAGCAUGGCAAAAGCAGGUCACGGGGUCGCUAAGUCGCCCAGUGACAAAGCAGUGGCGAAUGCCCAAACGUCUCCAGGACGAGGGUCGCCACCGAGACCACCGAGUCCACAAACGACCAAAAAGGCAUCCACGAAGCGAAGUAAGAAGGCGCUUGUGCUCACGCCCGACGAGAUUGCAAGACAGGAGCUUCGGCUGACCUUUACCGAUCGAUAUGCCCAUGUGCGCGAGGCUAUUCAGGUGCAUUUUGCAACGUUGCUCAGCACCUUGACGGGGCAAGUAAACGCCGCCUUUCGACGGCACGAUGCCGUGGACACGUGGGCUUCGAGGUCUGCUAUGGCCACGGCGUUGCUGGCCCACCAAGACCAGUUACAGCAACUGCAUGAGAAACUGCAAGGAGAAGAAGGGAGCCACCAUCUCUCCAAGGCGACCAUGGCAGACAUGUGCAACUUGAGCAGUCUCUUGACCCUCAAAACCAACAUUUGUCGUCCCGAUACUAUCCACAACACGUAUUUUUAAAUCAGUUCGAAUCGUCGUUCGCGCCACCCAAAUUGAU
Aphanomyces astaci is the source of this 2193-nucleotide messenger RNA. RefSeq lists its product as hypothetical. Bases 573 to 2156 code for a protein of 527 amino acids. The record is from RefSeq and is a predicted model, not a curated record. The transcript has 12 exons. Lineage: Eukaryota; Oomycota; Saprolegniomycetes; Saprolegniales; Verrucalvaceae.